Molecule: messenger RNA, 1179 nt
Organism: Knipowitschia caucasica
Lineage: Eukaryota; Metazoa; Chordata; Actinopteri; Gobiiformes; Gobiidae
Source: the annotation of a GenBank genome assembly
AUGCCCCUCGCGGACUUUUACAACACACUACCAAUGCCGAGUGAGGAUGCUAUGGAGUAUUGGAUAAGACUCAAUAAGACGGUGGAUGUGGCAAAUGAAUGCUUGAGGAGGCAGGGUCGCAAAAUUGAUGAUCCAGCUCAUGAAGUCAGUAUGAUGUUUGUCAAACACUGCCCUGAUCAAACUCUCUCUCAUGUUUUCAAGUUCAAGUCAGCAGACAAGUGGACUGCCAGUGAGAUUCAGGAGAGGCUGGACGAGAACCUUCAGGAAAAGAAAUCUCGUGCUGCCAUUGCAAAACCGCAAAAGCCCACCUCUUCUGUCUACAAAGCCCAGUCCCAGUGUGUGCCAAAGGUUGACGGUGCCCCCAAUACUAGUGAGGUUCAGCCACAAAUGCAGUCGUCCCCCUCUGCGGCACCUACUCCUGUUUCUGGUGUAGAUGCAGACUGCAUGAGGAGUCUGGAAGAGGACAAGAAAUACACCGCCUUCACAACUCCUCUGGGGCUGCAUGAAUACAACCGCAUGGCACAGGGACUAUGCAACAGGAAGAGUAAUGUGGUGGCGGAUGCACUUAGCCGUGUCCCCUUUGCAAGACUUUUAUCAGAACCCUACUCCUCGCUAAUCCAAGAAGCAGAUGAGAUAGUGGGAGACCGCGUUUUGGUGGCAAACAAAGGAGAACGAGGAAAGAGGAAACUUGCCGAUAAAUGGGAAGACAAAGUGUACACUGUUGUUGAUGCAAACCCCAACAUUCAUGUUUACAAAAUCAGUGAUGUGGAUGGACGCACAAAAGUUGUACACAGGAAUCUCCUGCUCAACGUCAACUUCCUGCCUCUCCCCGACAAUCAAACCGUGGGAGAUAUGGAGUUUUCUCUGCUCAGUGAUGAUAUGGACAGUACCAACGAUGCCUCUGCCAUAUUCAUGCCCAAUGAGACUGAGAUCGUGCAAAUCUCACCUGACACGUCCUGGACUGGAUCUGGAGGUCCUGGACUAGACCUGGAGGUCCUGGACUGGAUCUGGAGGUCCUGGACUAGAUCUGGAGGUCCUGGGCUGGAUGUGGAGGUCCUGGGCUGGAUGUGGAGGUCCUGGGCUGGAUCUGGAGGUCAGUGCUCCCUCAGAGCUGCAGCGUCUGUGGCUUUUUGUGAGUUUUAUUGUGGCCAGUUUGAGGCCAGUCUGAGGUCAGCCUGA